Cavia porcellus (domestic guinea pig) is the source of this 597-nucleotide messenger RNA. It is a transcript of the gene Ahsp, whose product is annotated as alpha hemoglobin stabilizing protein. Bases 162 to 470 code for a protein of 102 amino acids. The record is from RefSeq and is a predicted model, not a curated record. Gene Ontology annotation, molecular function: hemoglobin binding. NCBI's taxonomy places the organism in Eukaryota, Metazoa, Chordata, Mammalia, Rodentia, Caviidae. Gene Ontology annotation, cellular component: cytoplasm. Gene Ontology annotation, biological process: erythrocyte differentiation; protein stabilization; protein folding. The transcript has 3 exons.
CCAAACUGACCUAUCAUCCUCCCUCAGGACCUAGUUAGCUGUAGGGCGUUUUCUUCGCAAACUGACAUUUGAGUCCUUGCCUGUACCCAGUUUAACACAAAGUAGCGACAUACCCUGAAGUGUGUGGGUGAGACAAACUGCGCUGUUGGAUCUCCAGGCAGAUGGCGCUUCUUCAGGCCAAUAAGGAUCUCAUUUCUGUGGGGAUGAAGGAAUUCAAUAUUCUACUGAAUCAGCAGGUCUUUGACCAUCCUCUUAUUGCAGAAGAAGACUUGGUGGUUAUCGUGAAUGACUGGGUGAACAUGUACAUCAACUAUUACAGGCAGCGCGUGACAGGGGAGAAGCAAGAGCAAGACCGAGCUCUGCAAGAACUUCAGCAAGAGCUGAGGACUUUGGCCAACCCUUUCCUGGCCAGAUACAGAGCCUUCCUGAAGUCCCUGGAGGAGUCAAAUCGUGCAGUGCCUUCCAGCUAACCCAGUGACCUGGGCUUUCCUGUGUAAAAGCCCUUCGGUCCUGCUCUGUGCUCUCCUUGUCCUUGGGAGAUGGUCCUUCACGCUAUUACUAUACCUUGAUAUCCCAAUAAAUGCUGGUUUGACUGAA